This is a messenger RNA of Pocillopora verrucosa, 4090 nucleotides long. Lineage: Eukaryota; Metazoa; Cnidaria; Anthozoa; Scleractinia; Pocilloporidae. The record is from RefSeq and is a predicted model, not a curated record.
AUUAUACCUGCUAACGCAUAAUUUAAAAAUUGCAUCCUUAGUCCCUUUGGAAAUUUAUGCUCGAGGUCCUCAAGCUGUUAAGGCAUAUGACAAAGCCUUAACGGGGGGAAAGGCCUGCAUCAAGAGAAUACCAGUGAUGUUGAUCGGACAGGAGCGGACAGGAAAAACUAGUUUAAAAAAGUCCUUAAAAGGAGAAAAUUUUAACGAAAAAGAGGAAAGCACAGUCGGAAUAGAGACUGACUCUUCGUACUUUAAAGUAUCAAAAGAGAUUUGGAAAAGCGGAAAAGUGAAGGAAGAAGUACAAUUUGAAUCAGAAGAUGAUCUUGAACACAUAGCAACAGCGAAAGUGAUCAUUGAAUUUUUAAGGGAACAAAGGGCAACUCCAGUUCGGUUUUCGUUAAAGUUGGAUUCUGACUCAGAGUCAGAUUCAAAGUCAGAGUUUGAGGCUCCGGAUGGAUCAAUAUCAACUCGAGGCCCAACUAAGCUCUCAAGAAAUAUCAAGUCCUUACACAGAAAAUUGCCCGAGGAAGUGGCCAGGCUGGUUGAAAAUAUGCUUCAAGAGGAGAAAAGUGCAAACCACGAAGAUAACAUCUACUCAGUUCUGUGGGAUUUUGCUGGACAAUCAGUGUACUACGAAACCCAUCCAAUUUUCCUCACGGAAAAAGCUAUCUAUAUUUUGGUGUCUGAUUUGAGUCGUGAUCCAGACGAGAAAGCCAUCCCGCCUGUCAAAACAGGACUUUUCGAGAACAAAGUGGACAUUGACUGCAGUAAAACGAACCUUGAUUAUCUGGACUUUUGGAUGUCAUCAAUUUAUUCCUUGGUAGGUCCGGAUGAAAAUUCCAGCACCCAAGAGACCGCUUCGAAUGUUAGCCAUGUUUUGCCAUGGAGGCUUCCCCCAGUAUUCCUGGUAUGCACCCAUGCUGAUGUGCCGUUUGGUGGAUCUAACGCCAGAGACCUUGCUCUAAAAACGUAUGGCUUUUUGCAGUGCAAGAUCUACAAGGAACAUCUGUAUAAAGAUGUUUUCGUCGUGGAUAAUACAAAGUCUGGUAGUGAGGAAGAAUGUAUCGAAGUUAAGCGACUGAGAGAAGAGAUCCUUGCUGUUGCAAAGGAACUGCAGCUGACGAAAGAAGAAGUUCCGGUGAAGUGGUUGAGGUAUGAAAACAAGCUUCGCAAAAAGCAUGACAAGUGGAUAACACGUGAAGAAGCCAAGUGGAUUGCAUUUGAAGACUGCGGGAUCCAAGAAGAUGAUGAGUUUUCCACUUUGUUGAACUUUUUGCAUGAUCAGAGAAUUGUGAUUCAUUUUAGUGGCUCUCCAGAGUUGGAAAGGAUGGUGAUAUUAGAUCCUCAGUGGCUUGUUGAUGUCCUCAAAAACGUAAUCACUGUAAGACGUUUUAAACACACGGAGCAUCCUGUCAAAGACCUGUGGAUACAACUUGAAGAAACCGGAAUCUUGGAUGAAAAGCUCAUUGACCAUGCUUGGAGAGACUUGCUCGACAACCAAGAAAGUCACAAGAGCCUCAUUGCCAUCAUGGAGAGAUUAAGCUUGAUUUCCCCCUGGCCGUCAUCUAAAGACAGCAAGCAGUACCUUGUACCGUCCAUGUUAAUGUCACCCCCAACAGAUGACGUCCUACAGCUUCUCGACUCUGUAAACUUUCCAUCUCUUUUUGUAACAUUUGCAUCAGGUCGAGUGCCUCCUGGUCUAUUCUCCCGACUUAUCCUUCAUUUCCUCCAGUGGUGUGGUGAAGAAUGGAAGAGCAAAGUGAACCCAGAGUUGUUUCAUAAUUUUUCCAUGUUUCACAUUCUUCCAGACCAAGGUAUCUCCGUUAUUUUUUGGUGCCAUUCCACAGCCAUUGAAGUCGCCGUUUACAGCGGAGGCAAUGACGAGAAAAGAGCCGAUAUCUCCCGUGCUGUUCACUGGAAAUUGAGGUUUAUACUCGAAUGCAUGCGGAAAGAGUUUCACUGGCUCAACAACGUGAAGUAUGAUAUGUGUGUCUGCUGCCCAGUCUGUUCUCGACCAGGGUCGGUAAAAUGCCGCGAUCAUGACGUGCGUGGAUGUGAGUGUCUACACUUCUUGUCAGAAUCUGAUUUGAGACAGCGUCAACAUUGUACCAGACAAGGACGCAGCCUUCUCGGGGAUCGCAGGAUUCGGGUCAAGCAGUUUGAAUGCUGGUUCUCAGGCGGAGAAGAAGGGGAGGAUGCUGGAAUACCCACGAAUCAGCAGGUGCAAGCUCUUCACACAACAAGUCAUGGAGGUUACCUCGGUGCAAAAGGCAUAUUUUCCAUAGAAGGAAAGAAACGGGAAGAUCUUGCGCUGCCCGAUAGUAUCAAAACCUCCAUCCAGUCCAUUCCACUCAACUCAGGAAGUGAUGUUAAGGAUAUUGUGAUUCAGUUUCAAGAAGCUCUGCAGUUGAAAGCAACAUCUAUGGCCAUUCCAGAGCCUGAGACGAAAAGUAUGAUUCGUGACCUCGCCCUGAGAGCUAAAUCUGAGAAACGGGAUGAUUUGGUGAGACACUUACGAUAUAUUACACCUGCUGGUACUACUGGACCGUUGUUGAAUGAGGAUAUGUCAGUUGGUUGCAUGCCAUAUAAACAAUACGAGGAGUUAACGUUCAGCCUCUCGGGUGGAGACGAGUGGAAACUGUUGGCAGAAAGGCUGGGUUUAUCCCAAAUCCAGAUUCGCUUUCUAGACAAGAGAGUUACGAAUCCUUCUGACGUUGUCCUUAGCGCUGUGGGAAAGCAUCGCCACCUGAGUGUCGGAGAAAUCUAUGACACAUUAGUCGACUGCGAGCUACCAGCUAUCGCAGAUCUAAUGUAAAUUAGAAUAUGAAUACCAGAAGAAGGCGACUGAUACAGCAAGAACCAGUAGCAAGAAGCAAGGUAGCGGCCGAAGACUUAUUUGCGAGAGAUCUAAGGGAAAAUACAGUUCUUGAGCUUGGAGUCGAUAAUAAUGCGUUGAGGUGCGACAGCAUCAUUUGAGCAGAUUUAUAGUUGCUCAUAAUUGCAUGUUUGUAAAGUACGAAAAAAAACUUUAAAUGUAGAUUUUCUUUGAAUUUAUAUCUUCGUUGUCCUUGCGAGUAGGUAUAUCAUAGACAUAAAGCCAUUAUGAAUUAAUUUGGAGUAGUUGUUGUAUUUGAAACGGAGGAACUACGGAAAAAGGACCGAGGUUGACUUAUCUCCACUAACAGAGGUAUAGCCUCGGAUAGGGCCUGGUAAAUAGCAUGUGACAAUCUUCAAUAUAUUAGAUUCGUGGCCUUUAAUUCAAGUAUAUUUUCCGUGUUUUCUGGCCAGUUAAAUGAAAUUUUUUAAAAGCACCAGUGAAUCUAAUUUCUCAUUUCUAGCGAAAAACAAUUUUAACAUGGUGAGGACAUGCUGAAAUAAUAUAGUUUUGCAUUACUUUUAUGUCUUCAUGGCCAUGGUCUUGGUGCUAAUUUUAAUCUUUCUGAGCUUUUUGUGCAUGCAAGUGAUUAAAGGGACAGUAACAACAAAUGUUCAUUUUAUCGGAAUAUUAUUACAACAUAAUAGCAGGGAUUUACAGCGCAGGGAAGGGAUGGGAUCCUCCGCUAAAUAGCUCAAAUAAAUAGCAUGCAAGACGUUUGAAAUCUAGUCGUAAGCAUCAAGUGCUUCCUUCCUAUUCAGCAGUGACGAAAUUUCUUUAACCGCGGAGCUCGAAUGAAGUGACAAGGUUUACUUGUGCAUGCAACAUCUCUGUAUUGGUAUCCAGUUUUCAUAUUUUGUUGACAAAUACACUGCUAGAAAAUGAUGAUCUCGUAGUUAGUAACACAUGUACACUCUGAAAUUCCCUUUUUGGUUUGAUAAAAGAAUAAGAAGGUUUUUGUUUCAGAAAGAAAAAAACUCAGUUGAACAUUAGAUUAACCUUUCAGAUUGCAGUUAUCCAUCUAUACCUUUAGAUAGAGAAAGACGUCUUGAGAGUGAAGUACACUAUUGAAAAAACAAUGAUUUGUUGUAGUAAGUAAUGCACACUGAAAUAUAUUCGAUCAUCGGUUGUGCAUGAAUUAGUUUUGAGUGUAACUGCUGUGGCAGCACAUUUUAUCUUUCGCUUGACCUAUAUGUGUAUGCUUUGUAUGCCAAA